UGUGCAAUUGGAGGCUAAGCGAAGAGGCUGGAGAAGGGAGAGCGUGAUACAGAGGAGCUUGGCAUUUCAGGUUGCAGCAUGGAGGAAAGGAGCUGAGAACAGAUCUGGAAGGGGGAAGAGAAAGCACAGCAUCUCCCUGCCCCUCCAUUACACCCUAACUACCCUUUAUUUCCUCCUGCUUACACCGAAGCCAUUACCCAUUCAUAUUGUAUAACCUGAUCACCCCUUCCUACCCUCUGUUCCAUCAUUAUACCCCAUCCCACCCCCACCCUUCAUGCAUCGCACUAUACGUCCUUGAUUAUCCUGCACCUUCCCUGCGCACACUACACCUCCCCUCCUCACCUUUUCCUACACCUCAUCUCUGCCCUCCGUGUCUCUGUGAGGGGCACAACAUUGGCACUGCCUAUCUCCCUUCUGCCUGGUUUAGUCUGGAGGACGGUCAGCACAGUGUAGACUGUAGCAUGGAUAGGUGAAACUGCUACCGGAGAGACCUCUGGCUCGGUAAGCCAUUCACAUAUAGUCACCUGCAAAUGAACUCCAUAAACCCCAUGAAACCAUCACACCCGGGCACAGGGCACAGUGAUGGUUCAUUUGCAUACGAGUCUGUUCCUUGGCAACAGAGCACCAAUCAGGGUGCAGGAUCUCUCUCCGUGGUAACCACUGUCUGGGGUCUGAGCAAUACGUCGCAGAGCCAGGUUCCUGGGAAUCCUAUGGUGCCCAGCGGUGGCCCCACUGGGGGCGGAGUCAUGCCAGGCCUUUCAGGCAACGGUGGGGGCAUGAAUAGCCCUCAGUUCAUUGGCCAACAAGGGUUUCCUGAGGGUGGAGCUGGGAAGAAUUAUCUGCAACAAAAUGUAUAUGGGCGAGGCGGUUAUCCAGGUGGCACUGCAUAUUCUAACAGGGAUACACACCUCAACAGUACAUGCAGGGUGGGCAAUACCCACCACAUGCAGGGCAGUAUGCACCAUCUGCCCCACAGCAAUCUGCUCCUUCGCCAUCUUACACUGGGCACCGUAUCCAGCAGAACAUGUCACAGUAUAUGCCCCAGGCGGGUCCUGGGGGAACUUACUACAAGCUCACAGAUCAGUACAACGGACAGAGCAAUAAUUUCAGUGGAGGGAACUUCAAUUACAAUCAGGGGAUGAGCGGCCCUGGACGCUCCAUGCCGGGUUACCCCAGUUCCCCACUUCCAGGAAACCCCACUCCACCUAUGACUCCAGGCAGUAGUGGCCCUCCUUAUAUGUCACCAGGACAAGAUGUAAAAUCUCCCUUCCUCCCAGAUGUCAAACCCCCACAUGGCACUCUUCACCCGUCACCCACUGGUGAGCGUCACAAAGUCUCCUGUGAUGUAGAAGGCUGUUACCUGGGCAACUCUAAUGACGAGCUACGUCUGACAUUCCCUGUACGUGACGGAAUUGUGCUGGAGCCAUUCAGACUACAGCAUAAUCUGGCAGUCAGUAACCAUGUUUACCACCUUCGGGAGUCGGUGUAUAAGACUCUCAUGUUGAGGCCUGACCUGGAACUACAGUUUAAGUGUUAUCAUCAUGAAGAUCGUCAGAUGAACACGAACUGGCCAUGCUCGGUGCAAGUGAGCGUUAACUCCACUCCUUUGAGUAUCGAGCGCGGGGAUAAUAAGACAUCUCACAAACCCCUAUACCUGAAACAAGUGUGCCAGCCAGGAAGAAACAGCAUCCAGAUCACCGUCAGUGCCUGCUGUUGUUCCCACCUGUUCGUAUUGCAGCUGGUACACAGACCAUCGGUGCGGUCUGUCCUUCAGGGUCUUAUAAAGAAGAGGCUGCUUCCUGCAGAACACUGCAUAACCAAGAUUAAAAGAAAUUUCACCAGUGGCAGUAUACCAGGAACUCCUGGUCCUAACGGGGAAGAUGGUGUGGAACAGACGGCCAUCAAAGUGUCCCUAAAAUGUCCAAUCACCUUCCGGAGAAUUCAGCUUCCUGCAAGGGGACAUGACUGUCGCCAUAUCCAGUGCUUUGAUCUUGAGUCUUAUCUGCAACUCAACUGUGAGCGUGGGACGUGGAGGUGUCCUGUGUGCAAUAAGACGGCGCUGCUGGAAGGUUUAGAAGUUGACCAGUACAUGCUUGGGACCUUGUUGUACAUCCAGGGGUCAGAUUAUGAGGAGAUUACAAUCGAUCCCACGUGUAGCUGGAAGCCUGUUCCUGUGAAGCCAGAUACCCAUGUGAAGGAAGAAUCAGAUGGUCCAGUUUUAAAGCGAUGCCGGAGUCUGAGUCCUGCUCACAUGGUAAUGCCGAAUGUAAUGGAGAUGAUUGCAGCUCUGGGACCCUUCAAUGGUGUUCAAUCGGCAGGCGGCAAUGGCACAGAUUACAGUGGACACGGCUCUGGUUUUCAGAAUCCUGGAGGAUUCCAAGAGGGGGGCUUCCCCCCUAACAACCCAAACACACAAUCUAUGAAUGAAUUCACCCCCAAUGCCCCUCCACCAAUCACCUAUCAGUCAGACAUUCCCAACUCUUUGAUGGUCCCUGAGAAAGGUGGAGGAUCCUCAAUGACUGGGCAGGUCCCCUCAUCUGGAAGGAUGGACCCCUCACACAAUCCUGCCCAAUCACUUCAUAAUCCCAACCUUAGUAACCAAUCAGCACAGCAGCUUCACCACCGCAAUCAGUCUCGGCAACCAAUGGCACAGCCUGGCAGUGAGCUUGUGUUUAACCCCACUGGCUCUAUGCCAGGUGCUGGUGAUGUGACAGAGCCCUCCUUGGAUCUACUUCCUGAACUGACAAAUCCUGAUGAACUUCUUUCAUAUCUUGGACCCCCAGACCUACCCAGCAGUGGCAAUGACGACCUCCUUUCCCUUUUUGAGAACAACUGAGGCUUUAUCCAUUUAGGUUACAAUUAGUCUGCCUACUCGCCAUCGUCUUUUUUUUUUUUUUGUAUCCAGCCUUCCAGACGUCAUGAGAAGAGGAACAUAGGAGACCUAAUGUGCGCUACAGAUUCAUAAAGCGUUGCACCAGUAAAGAGUGGCCAUGACUUUAUCUGUUGUAAAAUAGCUGCAGACUGAUGCUUGCUAGACCCCAGAUGAUAUCUCCUGAAGACUGAUACCUUAUUUAUUUAUAAGGUAAUUAAAAAAAAAAAAAGAGAGAAUAUUACGUGUGGAACUUCUCAUGAGACUUUUUUUCUUUGGAUGAGGCCUGCAGAAACCAUGGCGAACCAGCAAAGCUUUUUCGGUGAACUCCCAUUCAUGUUAGGCAUGUUUGAAGAGAACGCCUCAAGCAAAGACACAAAAUGAAGCCUUUCUCUCUAGAAUCAUUUACCCAUCAUUCUUUGAGAGGUGGCCUAGAUGUGAAUAUUGACUUGUUUUAAUACACCUACAGCAAGAGGCGCUGAAUUAAGAGCACAAUACAGAUAGUGUGCAUAUUCACACAAUGUAUAAAACAUUUAUACAGACAUUUUACAGACCCGCACAUAAUCAUGCAUACGUGUUUGUGUCUGUAGUGUUACACACACGUGUGUGUAUACACCGACAAGUAUAUAUGCAUAGACUGACAAAUACACACCUGUAUGUUUGUGUAAUUGUAAAUAGUUGCUUAUUUUAUAUGUAUUGUUUAUUGCAUCAAACCUUUUUCUCAUUCCAAGGAGGGGAAACAGUGUAAAUUUCCAGCUCUGCCGUUGACUCUAGACAUUUAUUAAAUCCUACUUCACUUUGGACUUGGUCUCAACCUCUAGAAACCAUUCUAACCUGUAGCCCAUUUAUUAGCAUAUUUAUUUGUGCUUAAACUACAAUUUCUCAUGUGCUGAACAUGCAAUAAAUAAAAUGACAGUUAACAGCCA
Molecule: messenger RNA, 3795 nt
Organism: Bombina bombina (fire-bellied toad)
Lineage: Eukaryota; Metazoa; Chordata; Amphibia; Anura; Bombinatoridae
Gene: ZMIZ2
Product: zinc finger MIZ-type containing 2
Biological process (GO): regulation of transcription by RNA polymerase II; protein sumoylation
Molecular function (GO): zinc ion binding; SUMO ligase activity
Source: RefSeq, a predicted model, not a curated record